AUGCCGAACAAAUUGACAGCGAAAAUUGGGCCCUCGAUUUUAAAUGCCGAUUUGGCACAACUUGCGGAAGAAUCACAAAAAUUAGUUAAUAAUGGUGCUGAUUAUUUACAUUUAGAUGUUAUGGAUGGACACUUUGUGCCUAACCUUACUUUCGGCCAUCCGUUGGUAAAAUGUCUCCGUAGCAAAGUAAAAGAUAUCUUUUUUGAAACACAUAUGAUGGUUUCGAAUCCAGACCAGUGGAUAGAACCUAUGGCUGAUGCUGGUGUCGACCAGUACACAUUUCAUGUGGAACCUGUAAAGGAUGUUCCAUUAGUUUGUAGAAAAGUAAGAGAAGCAGGAAUGAAAGUUGGAGUAGCACUUAAACCUGGAACUCCAGCAGACACAGUUGUGGAGUAUGUUGAUCUAGCAGAUAUGGUAUUAAUUAUGACUGUUGAACCAGGUUUUGGUGGACAAAAAUUCAUGGACUCAAUGAUGGAAAAAGUAUUGUGGCUAAGGAAAAAUUAUCCUACAUUAGACAUAGAAGUAGAUGGUGGUGUUGGACCAGCUACUAUUGAUACAUGUGCAAAAGCUGGUGCAAACAUGAUCGUUUCUGGAACAGCUGUAAUAGGAUCUUCUGAUCAAGCAAAAGUUAUAAAAACUUUAAGAGACACAGUGAAUUGUGCGUUGCAGAAUAGCUGAAAAUAGAAAAUAAAGUAAUGUUAAUGAAAUUAA
This is a messenger RNA of Osmia lignaria (orchard mason bee), 711 nucleotides long. RefSeq names its product ribulose-phosphate 3-epimerase (gene Rpe). Lineage: Eukaryota; Metazoa; Arthropoda; Insecta; Hymenoptera; Megachilidae. Gene Ontology annotation, molecular function: D-ribulose-phosphate 3-epimerase activity. The record is from RefSeq and is a predicted model, not a curated record. Gene Ontology annotation, biological process: carbohydrate metabolic process; pentose-phosphate shunt.